UAACUAUUUUUAUUCAACGAUUGAAAAUGAAGCGCAACUUGGCUUUGCUCCUGUCCGUGCUGGUGCUGUUGAUGGCAGGCGGCUGCACGAACGCUCAAGCACCUCCACCACCUAGUGGCGGCGCUGGGGCUGGUGCAGGAGCUGGGAUGAGCAUCGGUGCUGGCCUAGGUGGCGGCGCAGGUGGCGGAGGUGAGAGCGGAGCUGCCGGUGGUGCAUCGUUCGGCGCAGGAUUCAGCGUUGGCGCCGGCGGUGGUGGUGGCGGACAAGGCGGCGCUGGUGCGGGCCGACGCUAAGCGCAACCACAACACCUGCGCACACUAAUGUGUUGAUUUGUUUUUUUUUUUUUGAUUACUGCAAAUGUAAACGAGGGUAUCAUAAAUAAAAGCGCCUAGCUGAAGGCAAACGA
Rhagoletis zephyria (snowberry fruit fly) is the source of this 406-nucleotide messenger RNA. RefSeq names its product glycine-rich protein 5-like. NCBI's taxonomy places the organism in Eukaryota, Metazoa, Arthropoda, Insecta, Diptera, Tephritidae. The record is from RefSeq and is a predicted model, not a curated record.